This is a messenger RNA of Symbiodinium natans, 879 nucleotides long. The record is from the annotation of a GenBank genome assembly. Lineage: Eukaryota; Dinophyceae; Suessiales; Symbiodiniaceae.
AUGGGCGGCUCUCAAUCCACUUUCCAGGGGUUUCACUUCAAGGAGGAUGCCUUUGAUGCUGAGGAGUUCCAGAAGGCGCUGAGCGCAUGGCUGACCCCCAUGUGCCUGGACUGCAGCCGCCCCUUCCUCAUAGGCUGGUACAACCAGGCGCGAGGCACCACGGCGGACGGAACACAGCAAAUUCAGGGGCCAGACGACGCCGUGGCGUAUGCCAUCUAUUCUGUACCCGGAUAUCUAGACGUGGUGAUUGAGCACUACGCCAGGGAGCGGCCAUCGACCGGUUUCAUUGACGGCGCCACUGACGCCAUCCUCGCGCAGCUUCGUCAGGCACUUCCUGCUGAGUUGGAAGCCGAAGUCGUGAACACGGAUGCAGGGCCUCCCUACUACCACGUGCAAACCAUCGGGAACGUGUGCGCAGAGGACGAGCACCUCGAAGCCAAGGACGUCGAUGGAGACGACCGGGAUGACUGGCAAGAAGAUCUGUCUGACCAACUCGAGGAGACGCGUGACCCCAAGAUGUGGGGAACGGAAUCGGAGAUGCGGAGGAAGAUCUUUGGUGUGAAUGUUCACCCUAUCUGGGGCGGCUGGUAUUCGUAUCGAGCCUUGAUUGUCCUCCGAAAGGCCACCCAGGCGUCUCUCCCACAGCCGAAGCCACUGGCAUUUCUGGCGACAGAGGACAAGAAGCGCAUCCUCGCUGAGUACAACCUGAGGCACCAGCUCUGCCUUUGGCGUGACCUGGCAGACUCGCAUCCGCCGGAGAAGCGAUACAGCCCAGAAGAGUUCUUCUUCUUCACGGAAACCUCUCCAGACAAGCGCAGGCGCUUUCUGGAGAUGAAGGCGGCGCACAUGAAGGCAGUGCCUCCGCCACGGUGGCCAUGA